This is a messenger RNA of Thyridium curvatum, 861 nucleotides long. RefSeq lists its product as uncharacterized. Gene Ontology annotation, cellular component: Golgi membrane; inositol phosphoceramide synthase complex. The coding region runs from base 1 to 861 and encodes 286 amino acids. The record is from RefSeq and is a predicted model, not a curated record. The transcript has 2 exons. Lineage: Eukaryota; Fungi; Ascomycota; Sordariomycetes; Thyridiales; Thyridiaceae. Gene Ontology annotation, biological process: inositol phosphoceramide metabolic process. Gene Ontology annotation, molecular function: inositol phosphoceramide synthase regulator activity.
AUGGCAGCGUCAUUAAGAGGCUGGCAUGUCCGCCUGCCGAAACCCAGGACGUUCCUGGGCAUCAUGUCCCUCCAGACCGGCACGGAGAUGAUCGCGCUCUCGAUGCUCAUCAACAAGGUCACCGGCAUCUACGGCCUGCUCGUCAUCUUCACGGGCUACGCCCUCUCCGCCACCCAGCUCACCAUGUACAUGUGCAACGUCGUCGCCCUCGUCCUCCUCGCGCUCUGCCUGCCGCACGUCAAGAAGCAGACGCCCCUGCACAACCUGGGCCUGGCCUGGCUCUACCUGCUCGACACGGCCAUCAACACGGCCUACACCACCGCCUUCGCCGUGACCUGGUUCAUGGCCUCCGGGGCGGCGGCGAACGCGGAACCGCCAUCAUCGGCGCUGCGGCAGGAGGACGGAGGAGGAGGCGAUGCUAUCAGCGGCAGCAACGGUAAUCCGGCGGCGGACGGGCACUCCCCCGCGGACGGCGAGUGGAUGGGCGCGCACGAGGCGGCGGCCAGCCUGGUCUUCAUCGCCCUCUUCACGACCAUCCGGCUCUACUUCGCGGCCGUGGUCAUGGCGCACGCGCGGCGCGUGCUGAUGCGCUGGGCCGAGACGCAGGGCGUGGCCGGCGGCGGCAGGAGCGGCGCCGAGGAGAGCAAGGGCGACCUCACCGGCAGCCCCUUCGCGCCGGACCUGCCCGGCGGGCAGGGGUGGCGGGGCAAGCUGGGCCGGGCGAUGGUCUACGUGGGCAGGGACUUCUGGCUCGGUGCUUCGUCGUCGGGGGCCGACGAUACCUGGGCGCGGGACGUCAACGCCAAGUUCCGGCGAGCGCCUGUGUCUGGCGGCGGCGGGUCGAGCAGCUCCGCGGUAUGA